CUGUGCAUUACAUUUAUGCCAUAUGCCCUCUGAUAACCUUGUUGAAAAGACUUUAAAGGCAUGUUUGCGGACAGUUGCUGGAGAUGCACAUUAGAAAAGAUACGUUCACAGUAUGAGGUGUGGGAGUAAAGCUCUGCAUGCAUGAGUCACAGUAAACACACUCUGUUCUCACAGGAAGAGCAGACAGAAACAAUCUACUCUGCCUUCAGGCAAAGCCUAAAAUCUUACAAGAGCUUUCGAGGAAGAAUGGAGAUCUCAGAGGAACAUUACUAUGACUACUCCGAGUACGAAAACAACAGCUCCAACUUCAGCUAUGAUGAUUAUCAGACCAUCUGUGAGAAGGGUGACGUGCGAUCCUUUGCGAGAAUCUUCCUCCCAGCUGUUUUCGGGUUAUCUCUAGUGCUAGGUUUAGCAGGGAACGCUCUGGUUGUGGCGGUGUACGCAUACUGCAAGCAACUGAAAACGAUGACUGACACAUUUAUACUUCACCUGGCUGUGGCAGACCUUUUGCUGCUCCUAACGUUGCCCUUCUGGGCUGCAGAUGCCGUCCACGGCUGGAAGCUCGGGGUCACUGUCUGUAAACUCGUAUCUGCCCUGUACACCAUCAACUUCACCUGUAGCAUGAUGCUCCUUGCCCACAUCAGCAUGGAUCAGUACCUAGCUUUAAGGCCAGAAGCCAGAAACAGAGGCCUUGCCCGUGCUUUUCAAAAGAAGCAUUGUGGAAAACUCUGUUCGGUGGUCUGGACUGUUGCAUUUUUUCUUGGAGUCCCUGAUUUGGUGUUUUCAACGGUCAAGGAGCUUCCUCAUAAAAAAAGCUGCAUUGCAAUGUAUCUGUCAGACAUGGCGCUCAGGGCUAAAGCUAGUUUGGAGGUGGUGGAAGUCGUGAUAGGCUUCUUGCUACCUUUGUUAGUGAUGUUGUUCUGCUACACCUGUGUAGGCCGAACCCUAUUGAAGCUCCCUCAGGAGAGAAGGUGGAGGAAAUGGAGGUCCAUCCGUGUGCUGCUUGUGAUGGUGGGAGUCUUUGUGGUCACGCAGCUGCCAUAUAACGUGGUCAAGUUCUGCCGGGCCGUAGACAUCAUGUAUAUGUUUGUUACUCACUGUGGGGUUAGUAAAGAGCUGGACAGGGCUACUCAGAUCACAGAAAGCCUGGCAUUGACACACUGCUGUCUAAAUCCUGUUUUGUACACUUUCAUCGGUUCCUCCUUCAGACAGCACGUAUUGAAAUGUGCCAAAGGCUUUGGAGACAGGGGAAGGAGAUUAGCACACGCGAGAGAGCAACAAGAAGUAGAUAUCUCCUUGAAUUCUCAUUCACAGUCCCAGGACACCAGUACUUUUUCCAUUUGAGCAUAGUGAAGGAGAUAGUGUAGAUUUUUAACCAGCCUGUUGAGGCUUUGCACCAUCUUCCCCUUGGCACAUAUGUACACAAAGUGGCUUUGUUUUUUUAGUAAAGUUCUCUUUGAAGUAAAGGGUGAGACGCAACAUGUUGCUAGUUGCGUUUGUAUGAAAAAGAACAGAAAAAAAAAAAGGACGAUGAGUGAUACGAGACAUGAAAGUAGCGUCAGACUAGUAGCAGACUGAUGGUGCGUUCAAGUUCUCUUGGGAAGUUCAUAUUUACAAGUUGGGAAGUCGUACGACAUCAGGUGUGUUAAAGUUACUGGGCAGAGCAAGACAGCCUACCUUUCAACAAUAAAUUCAGUGAAAUUCUUAACUCUACUUAAUGAUGAAUAAAGAAUGUGCAUCACUUGUG
This is a messenger RNA of Ctenopharyngodon idella (grass carp), 1747 nucleotides long. It is a transcript of the gene ackr4a, whose product is annotated as atypical chemokine receptor 4a. The transcript is spliced from 2 exons. The record is from RefSeq and is a predicted model, not a curated record. Gene Ontology annotation, molecular function: chemokine receptor activity. Gene Ontology annotation, biological process: chemotaxis; immune response; G protein-coupled receptor signaling pathway. NCBI's taxonomy places the organism in Eukaryota, Metazoa, Chordata, Actinopteri, Cypriniformes, Xenocyprididae. Gene Ontology annotation, cellular component: membrane. Bases 142 to 1344 code for a protein of 400 amino acids.